AUGCGUUUUACUACCUCCCUUUUCGCGGCUACCCUCGCCGCAGCCCACGUUAUCGAUCAGGCUCCUCGGGAUGCUAUGAUCACGCCUGCACCCGUACUAAAGGGGCGUCAGUCGUGGCGAGACUCCCUCUCGUCGGCACUCGCCCAAGCUAGCUCAGCACAAGCUCGUGCCAGCUCCAUCGCACAACAAUACGGAGGAAGCGGAGCAGAAUGGCGGGGAGCCGAAAGCUCCGCUUUAGCGACAGCCAGCUCAGCUCAAGCCGCGGCAAGCAGCAUCGCUGCGCAGUAUGGAAAACGCGAGCUUGAUGGACGCCAGGUUUGGGAAGUCGCUGUAUCCGAGGCCGAGGCUGCCGCAAGCCAGGCUGCCGCGUCAGCCAGCAGCUUUGCCGCUGAUUACGGAAAACGUGAUGACCACGUCCUCGAUGCCCGUCAAGCCUGGAAGGAGGCGCAGUCCGCGGCCGAGAAAGCCGCCAGUGAAGUGGUUGCGAUAGCAAACAGCAUCGCGGGCGACUUCGGCAAACGCCAGGACUGGCAAUCAGUAGUCAACUCGGCCGAAAGCCUCGCAAACUCGUGGGGUAGUGCCGGACAGUCGAUCGGCAACUCGUGGGCUUCCGUCGGAUCCGACAUCGCUAGCUCUGCCGAGAACUUUGGCCAGUCAGUUGCCAGCGAUGCUCAAGGCCUCGGGUCUUCUAUCGCGAGUAGUGCUGAGGGUCUCGGGGGUUCCAUCGCGAGCAGUGCUGAGGGUCUUGGCUCCUCGAUCGCAAACAGCGCGCAAAGCCUUGCUACAUCAGUAGUCAACAGCAUUGAGAGCGUAGCUUCUACUGCCGCUGACGCCGCUCUAUCAUCUGCUAGCGCCGCCGUCGCCAGCGCUGAGAGCGUUGCCUCUACCGCCACCGGUACCGCUCAAGCAGCUGCCUCAUCCGCCGUCGAAAGCGCACAUUCCGCUGCCUCCGUCGCAUCAAGCGCCGCAUCAGCAGCUUCUGAGACAGCGAGUGCCAGUGCCGGUCCUAACACUAACGCCGCCCCGGGUACUAUCGAAUUAUCAUCAUCGCUGCUAAGCAUGUCUGUCGCAGCUUUUGCCGUUCUCUUAGGAGCUGCUCUAUUGUAA
Daldinia childiae is the source of this 1107-nucleotide messenger RNA. RefSeq lists its product as uncharacterized. NCBI's taxonomy places the organism in Eukaryota, Fungi, Ascomycota, Sordariomycetes, Xylariales, Hypoxylaceae. The transcript has a single exon. The record is from RefSeq and is a predicted model, not a curated record. The coding region runs from base 1 to 1107 and encodes 368 amino acids.